AUGUCCGAGAAGCAAAUCGUCGAGCAAUCCUCGGCCUCGGCCUCGGCCUCAGAGCCCGAGAGCAAGAAAGACAACGACACGAUCAAUCUGGAGGCGACAGACGAGGAGAUCGAGCAAACGAAGAAUCGCAUCCUCCGCGAGCAAGCAGACCUUCGCCAGCAGGAUGCUCCCAUCAUCCCCAUUCUGUCCUUCUUCAAGAACAAGAAUGGGUAUGAUCCCAGUGCGAUAGCGACACAGCCAUCUGUCUACGACCACCCUUCUACUGCGAAGUUCUUCCAGCCACAUCCAAAGUAUGAGAAUCUGCAUCGUUUUGAUCCGACAUUCCGAUGGAGCUGGGGCGAGGAGCUGCCCCUGAUAACAAAAAUGGAUUGGCGCGUCACACUAUGGGCGUGUCUCACCUUCUUCGCUCUCGACCUGCCUCGAGGUAAUCUAAGUCAAGCAAACUCGGCCUCUUUCCUCGAGAACCUUGGCAUGAACACCAACGACUACAACCUCGGUAACACAGUCUUCCAAAUAUCUUUCCUCUGCGCAGAGUUGCCGUCCCAGAUGGUCAGCAAGAAGCUCGGCCCGGACCGCUGGAUUCCCUUCAUCAUGUGUUCCUGGAGUCUGGUGUCGGGAUGUCAAUUCUGGCUUAGUGGUCGAACCUCCUUCCUUGUGUGUCGUGCACUUCUGGGCGUCCUUCAGGGCGGGUUUAUUCCCGACGUGGUCUUGUACUUGACGUACUUCUUCAAGUCGACCGAGCUCCCCUUUCGACUUGCCAUGUUCUGGACAGUUCGCCGAAUCACGGAUAUCGUCGCACCCCUAUUAGCGCUUGGUGUCCUUCGCAUGGAUGGGAUCAACGGCUACGAGGGCUGGAGAUGGCUCUUCCUGAUUGAAGGGAUCAUUACACUGUCAAUAAGUGUCUGGUCCUGGUUCGCAAUGGCGGCUUCACCAACGCAAACAAAGGCUUGGUGGCGACCCAACGGAUGGUUCAACGAACAGGAAGAGAAGAUCUUGGUCAAUCGAAUCCUUCGCGACGACCCCUCGAAAUGCGAUAUGCACAAUCGGCAGGCAAUCACCCCCAAGCUGCUUCUCAAAUCUCUUGCUGACUGGGAGCUUUGGCCCAUCUACAUCUUUGGGCUUCUCUGGGAAAUUCCAGCCGGCCCUCCCGACCAAUAUCUCACACUGACUCUCCGCAACCUUGGAUUCAACACGAACGAUACUAAUUUGCUGAGUAUCCCGCCUCAGUUCUUAGGAGCUAUUUUCAUGUUGAUCAUGACAUAUCUGUCCGAGAUAUGGGACACGAGAGCAUUGUUUGGUGCCUUCACGCAGCUGUGGUACCUUCCGAAUCUCAUAGCUAUGGCCGUCCUCCCGGCAGAUGCUAGUCCCUGGGCCCAGUACGCUGUUGUCACUGUUCUCCUGUCCUAUCCAUCGCCCCAUGCCAUGCACGUCUCUUGGGCGUCUCGAAAUUCUCACUCUGUUCGUACCAGAGCCGUCUCCGCGGCUUUGUAUAAGUCGACCCACCCCCUUUUAGCCACCCCCCCCUUUUAG
Molecule: messenger RNA, 1530 nt
Organism: Colletotrichum lupini
Lineage: Eukaryota; Fungi; Ascomycota; Sordariomycetes; Glomerellales; Glomerellaceae
Product: major facilitator superfamily transporter
Exons: 3
Coding region: 1-1530 (509 amino acids)
Biological process (GO): transmembrane transport
Cellular component (GO): membrane
Molecular function (GO): transmembrane transporter activity
Source: RefSeq, a predicted model, not a curated record